Knipowitschia caucasica is the source of this 1866-nucleotide messenger RNA. NCBI's taxonomy places the organism in Eukaryota, Metazoa, Chordata, Actinopteri, Gobiiformes, Gobiidae. The record is from the annotation of a GenBank genome assembly.
AUGUGCAACAUCAAGUGGGACAAGAGUCACAUUGCAGACGCCUCAGUUAUCAGAGUUGACGUCAGUAAACCAGUCGGAGAGCUCAAGCAUUUUUGGAGAAGUACAGGUUUCUGUCCUCCGCUCCCUCACGCACGCGCAGACCAGUAUGAUCUGAGUGUGGACCAGCGCCUCAACCUGGCCUUUGUGGGCUCCGUGCCCCAUGGAGGCUUAAAACAAGUCCGCAUUCACUGGAUGCUGGAGCUCAUCACAGCCGAACGAAUAGAAGGAGCGGUCCACUAUAACUUCACUAAACUUGAUCAGCUGAUUGAUCUGUUAUGGACCAAUGGGCUCCAACCAGGUUUUGAAUUAAUGGGUAGUGUUUUAAACUUCUUUACUGACUUUGAAGACAAGUCCCAAGUGUUUGAAUGGCGGAACCUCAUUUAUCAAAUUGCCAAGAGAUAUAUAGACAAGUAUGGCCUUGGAGUUGUCUCUCAGUGGAACUUUGAAACAUGGAAUGAGCCCAAUAAUCAUGACUUUGAUAAUCUCACAAUAUCUAUUCAAGGUUUCCUAAACUACUAUGAUGCCUGUUCAGAGGGUCUGCGAGCUGCCAGUCCCCUUCUCAGAUUCGGAGGUCCAGGAGACUCCUGCCACACCCCUCCUCACUCCCCUUACUGCUGGGCGAUGCUGCAACACUGUCAUAACGGCACAAACUUUUUCACAGGCGAGAGAGGGGUCCGGCUUGACUAUAUUGCUCUGCACAAAAAGGGGGGAGGAUUUUCUCUUCCCAUCAUGCAACAGGAGAUCCAGACAGUAGGAGAGAUACAUGAGCGCUUUCCUAAAUUUCAAAAUUUGCCAAUCUACAACGACGAGGCUGAUCCACUGGUGGGAUGGUCCAGACCUCAGGAGUGGAGGGCAGAUGUGACCUACGCUGCGAUGGUGGUCAAGGUUAUAAAACAGCACCAACACCUAUUGAUGUCAAAUCCAAACAACACGAUAAACUACACUCUCCUUAGUAACGACAACGCCUUCCUAAGUUACCACCCGCAUCAGUUCACUCAGCGCACUCUGACCGCACGCUUCCAAGUCAACAACACGAGGCCAGCUCAUGUGCAGAUGAUCCGGAAACCCGUUCUGACUGUGAUGGGGCUUCUGGCGUUGCUAGGAGACACUGAGGUUAUGUCUCAACUUGUGACCCCCUCUCAAACACUGGGGGUUAUAGCCAGCUCCCAUAGUCCUUCAGUGUCCUGGAGCUCUGACAGCUGGCAAACCGCAGUCCUGCUUUAUAACAGCGAUGACAACCAGACAUCGACCAGCUCCGACCAAGUAACUGUGGAGCUGAACUCACUGCCAAAACUACAAGGUCUUGUAUAUGUCACAUUUUACAUGGACAAUAAUCGCACCAAUUCAUAUCAACUUUGGAAAAGCAUGGGCAGCCAGGACUUCCCCACACCUGAGGACUUUAAAAAGCUCAGAGGAUCACAGGAUGCUGUUGUCGAAGGACCCUGGCCAGUUCCUCCUGGAGAUACACUGGCCGUAAAGGCAAAACUGCCAGUACCCUCUGUUCUACUUAUCCAUGUCUGUGCCCGGCCCAAAGUCGCUCCAGAUCAGGUAAAUGGGUUGCGCUUCAUUGAGAUUUCUACAGGCCAGGUUUUGAUUGUUUGGUCCGACCACUGUGUGAACUCCAAAUGUGUAAAAACAUUUGAAGUGGAAUUUUGUGUUGAUGGAAAUAUAUUCAAAAGGAUAAAUGUUAAAGACAUAAUUUUCACCUCAUAUGUCCAUUCGCCUGUUGACCAGGAGGUGAGUGGCCUGUAUAGAGUCCGAGCUCUGGACUACUGGGGCAGGCCUGGUCCAUAUUCACCGACAGAGAGGUAUUCACAACACAGAUGA